AUGAAAGUGGGGGAAAAAAUGAACGAAAAGUUUCUUAACUUCCUGGCGAUGAGGACAAGGUUCCUGGCGCUGAGGACAAGGUUCCUGGCGAUGAGGACAAGGUUCCUGGCGCUGAGGACAAGGUUCCUGGCCGUGAUGACAAAGUUCCUGGCGCUGAGAACACGGUUCCUGGCGCUGAGGACACGGUUCCUGGCGGUGAGGACAAGGUUCCUGGCGAUGAGGACAAGAUUCCUGGCGUUGAGAACAAGGUUCCUGGCGGUGAGGACAAGGUUCCUAGCGGUGAGGACAGGGUUCCUGGCGGUGAGGACAAGGUUCCUGGCGGUGAGGACAAGGUUCCUGCCGGUGAGGACAAGGUUCCUGGCGGUGAGGACAAGGUUCCUGGCGCUGAGGACACGGUUCCUGGCGGUGAGGACAAGGUUCCUGGCGGUGAGGACAAGCUUCCUGGCGGUGAGGACAAGGCUCCUGCCGGUGAGGACAAGGUUCCAGGCGGUGAGGACAAGACUCCUGACGGUGAGGACACGGUUCCUGGCGCUGAGGACACGGUUCCUGGCGAUGAGGACAAGGUUCCUGGCGGUGAGGACAAGAUUCCUGGCGCUGAGGACAAGGUUCCUGGCGGUGAGGACAAGGUACCUAGCGUUGAAGACAGGGUUCCUGGCGGUGAGGACAAGGUUCCUGGCGGUGAGGACAAGGUUCCUGGCGGUGAGGACACGGUUCCUGGCGCUGAGGACACGGUUCCUCGCGAUGAGGACAAGGUUCCUGGCGGUGAGGACAAGAUUCCUGGCGCUAAGGACAAGGUUCCUGGCGGUGAGGACAAGGUUCCUGGCGCUGAGGACACGGUUCCUGGCGGUGAGGACAAGGUUCCUGGCGGUGAGGACAAGAUUCCUGGCGCUGAGGACACGGUUCCUGGCGGUGAGGACAAGGUUCCUGGCGGUGAGGACAAGACUCCUGACGGUGAGGACACGGUUCCUGGCGCUGAGGACACGGUUCCUGGCGAUGAGGACAAGGUUCCUGGCGGUGAGGACAAGAUUCCUGGCGCUGAGGUUCCUGGCGGUGAGGACAAGAUUCCUGGCGCUGAGGACACGGUUCCUGGCGAUGAGGACAAGGUUCCUGGCGGUGAGGACAAGAUUCCUGGCGCUGAGGUUCCUGGCGGUGAGGACAAGGUUCCUGGCGGUGAGGACAAGACUCCUGACGGUGAGGACACGGUUCCUGGCGCUGAGGACACGGUUCCUGGCGAUGAGGACAAGGUUCCUGGCGGUGAGGACAAGGUUCCUGGCGCUGAGGAAAAGGUUCCUGGCGAUGAGGACAAGAUUCCUGGCGGUGAGGACAGGGUUCCUGGCGCUGAGGACACGGUUCCUGGCGAUGAGGACAAGGUUCCUGGCGGUGAGGACAAGGUUCCUGGCGCUGAGGAAAAGGUUCCUGGCGCUGAGGAAAAGGUUCCUGGCGGUGAGGACAGGGUUCUUAGCGUUGAAGACAGGGUUCCUGGCGCUGAGGACACGGUUCCUGGCGGUGAGGACAAGGUUCCUGGCGAUGAGGUCAUGGUUCCUGGCGGUGAGGACACGGUUCCUGGCGGUGAGGACAAGGUUCCUGGAGGUGAGGACAAGGUUCCUGGCGGUGAGGACAAGGUUCCUGGCGGUGAGGACAAGGUUCCUGGCGCUGAGGACAAGGUUCCUGGCGGCGAGGACAGGGUUCCUGGCGGCGAGGACAGGGUUCCUGGCGUUGAGGACAAGGUUCCUGGCGUUGAGGACAAGGUUCCUGGCGUUGAGGACAAGGUUCCUGGCGGUGAGGACAAGGUUCCUGGCGCUGAGGACAAGGUUCCUGGCGCUGAGGACGAGGUUCCUGGCGGUGAGGACGAGGUUGCUGCGGGUGAGGACAAGGUUCCUGGCGAUGAGGACAAGGUUCCUGGCGAUGAGGACAAGGUUCCUGGCGCUGAGGACAAGGUUCCUGGCGCUGAGGAAAGGGUUCAUGGCGUUGAGGACAAGGUUCAUGGCGUUGAGGACAAGGUUCAUGGCGUUGAGGACAAGGUUCCUGGCGUUGAGGACAAGGUUCCAGAAGGUGAGGACAAGGUUCCUGCCGCUGAGAACAAGGUUUCUGCCGGUGAGGACAAGGUUUCUGCUGGUGAGGACAAGGUUCCUGGCGUUGAGGACAAGGUUCCUGGCGCUGAGGACGAGGUUCCUGGCGGUGAGGACGAGGUUCCUGGGGGUGAGGACAAGGAUCCUGGCGAUGAGGACAAGGUUCCUGGCGCUGAGGACAAGGUUCCAGGAGGUGAGUACAAGGUUCCUGCCGCUGAGAACAAGGUUUCUGCCGGUGAGGACAAGGUUUCUGCUGGUGAGGACAAGGUUCCUGGCGCUGAGGACAAGGUUUCUGGCGCUGAGGACGAGGUUCCUGGCGGUGAGGACGAGGUUCCUGGGGGUGAGGACAAGGUUCCUGGCGAUGAGGACAAGGUUCCUGCCGCUGAGGACAAGGUUCCUGCUGGUGAGGACAAGGUUUCCGCCGGUGAGGACAAGGUUCCUGGCGGUGAGGACAAGGUUCCUGGCGUUGAGGACAAGGUUCCUGGCGCUGAGGACAAGGUUCCUGGCGCUGAGGACAAGGUUCCUGGCGGUGAGGACAAGGUUCCUGGCGGUGAGGACAACGUUCCUGGCACUGAGGACAAGGUUCCUGGCGGUGAGGACAAGGUUCCUGGCGGUGAGGACAAGGUUCCUGCCACUGAGGACAAAGUUCCUGGCGGUGAGCACAAGGUUCCUGGAGGUGAGGACAAGGUUCCUGACACUGAGCACAUGGUACCUGGCAGUGAGGACAAGGUUCCUGGCGCUGAGGACAAGGUUCCUGGCGCUGAGGACAAGGUUCUUGGCGGCGAGGACAAGGUUCUUGGCGGCGAGGACAAGGUUCCUGGCGGUGAGCACAAGGUUCCUGGCGGUGAGGACAAGGUUCCCGGUGCUGAGGACAAGGUUCCUGGCGGUGAGGACAAGGUUCCUGGCGGUGAGGACAAGGUUCCUGGCGGUGAGCACAAGGUUCCCGGUGCUGAGGACAAGGUUCACGGCGGUGAAGACAAGGUUCCCGGCGGUGAGGAUUGGUUCCCGGCGGUGAGGACAAUGUUCCUAGUGCUGAGGACAAGGUUCCUGGUGCUGAGGACAAGGUUCCUGGUGCUGAGGACAAGGUUCCUGGCGCUGAGGACAAGGUUCCUGGCGCUGAGGACAAUGUUCCUGGCGCUGAGGACAAUGUUCCUGGCGGUGAGAACAAGGUUCCUGGCGGUGAGGACAAUCUUCCUGGCGGUGAGGACAAUGUUCCUGGCGGUGAGGACAAGGUUCCCGGCGGUGAGGAUUGGUUCCCGGCGGUGAGGACAAUCUUCCUAGUGCUGAGGACAAGGUUCCUUGUGCUUAGGACAAGGUUCCUGGUGCUGAGGACAAGGUUCCUGAUGCUGAGGACAAGGUUACUGGCACUGAGGACAAGGUUCCUGGCGCUGACGUCAAGCUUCCUGGCACUGAAGACAAGGUUCCUGCUGAGGACAAGGUUCCUGGCGUUGAGGACAAGGUUCCUGGCGGUGAGGACAAGGUUCCUGGCGGUGAGGACAAGGUUCCUGGCAGUGACCACAAGGUUCCUGCCACUGAGGACAAGGUUCCUGGCGGUGAGGACAAGGUUCCUGGAGAUGAGGACAAUGUUCCUGACGCUGAGGACAAGGUACCUGGCGGUGAGGACAAGGUUCCUGGCGCUGAGGACAAGGUUCCUGGCGCUGAGGACAAGGUUCCUGGCGGUGAGGACAAUGUUCCUGGCGGUGAGGACAAGGUUCCUGGCGCUGAGGACAAGGUUCCUGGCGCUGAGGACAAGGUUCCUGGCGGUGAGGACAACGUUCCUGGCACUGAGGACAAGGUUCCUGGCGGUGAGGACAAGGUUCCUGGCGGUGAGGACAAGGUUCCUGCCACUGAGGACAAACUUCCUGGCGGUGAGGACAAGGUUCCUGGAGGUGAGGACAAGGUUCCUGACACCACAGUUAAUUGAAGGGGAUGGUUAGGCUAGCCGGCAAACUUCAAAAGGGGCGGCAAAUUAUGUUGAGGUUCAAAGGAAAAACUAGUCACGUGCACAAUAAGGUGCAUCAUGUUGAUUUCCGGUUGAUUUCAAUGUAUUAAAUUACAGUGUCAAAUUACAUUAGGCUGUAUAAAACUCUCAAUAGUGGGCUUGUUUCACGCCUAAAAGGAAAGAAAACGCUAUGGAGAGUGAAAUAGAUAUUGAGGAAGAAUACAAUUUGUCUGAUGAGUAUGUUGAUGACCCCAGUGAGCAUUACGAAACGGAGACGUGGUUCGAAACGCCAGCCGAUGACUUGUCAGAUGAUGCAUUUUAUUUAAAUUUGUCUGUCGCUGUUGUUGAAGCUGAAAGUGAUGAGAUCGAUGCUGAAUUUGUUGAGGCUGUGACAGAAAUCGAAG
Paramuricea clavata is the source of this 4415-nucleotide messenger RNA. The record is from the annotation of a GenBank genome assembly. Lineage: Eukaryota; Metazoa; Cnidaria; Anthozoa; Malacalcyonacea; Plexauridae.